AAUCUGGUUUCCCGCACUUCGUGCCAACUAGCGAACUAGAGCGGCUCGGUCGGACCUGGUGGAUCCCGGGCCCAGUGACGAUUACAGUACAGACCAAACUUGACUUGAAGUUGAGAUAACUUUGUCGUGAAGAGACCAUCAUUGGUGAUCAUGUCUAGUGUCUUGUCAACUCUGCCCAAGGAUUAUGGGUAUGUCAUUCUGGUUGGCUCUGCCAGUUAUGUCAUGGUGUACUACCUAGCUGCAAAAGUUAGUUUUGCAAGGAAAAAGUAUGGUGUGGAGUACCCUGCAAUGUACAGUGAUACUCACCAGCUCUUCAACUGUAUUCAGAGGUCUCAUCAAAACACUCUGGAGUCAUAUCCUCCAUUCCUGUUUUUCCUGGCCAUGUCUGGACUCCAAUUUCCACGGGCAUCAGCUGCUUGCGGGGCUGUGUGGAUCAUUAGUCGUCUAAGCUAUGCACGUGGGUACAGCACGGGAGAUCCUAAGAAGCGUAUGAGGGGAGCAUUUGGGUACCCAGCCAUCCUGGGUCUAUUCGGGAUGACCAUUUAUUCUGCUGUCCGUCAGCUGGAGUGGGUGUGAAGUGCAACAACCUUGCUUGAAAUGGAGUAGAACUCUUCGUCCAUUCGCUCUGCUUGCUGUGAUCGUUAAACACUGCCAGAUUUUAGUUUGUGAAACUAAUUAUUUCCAAGUAUCUUGCAUCGAGUAUCUUGCUGAAGAUAUCUCUCAUGACAAGGGCUGCUUUUCCUCAGCAAACCAAUGCUGAAAUUUUCAACUUAAUACCUCAUUCAUGUUCAUUCUGAUGAUUUCAGCUACAUGUAUUCUAGCCAGUUCCAAAAGGACAAGCAAAAUGCAAUUUGCAAUAGAGAGAAAUCAAAUGGAAAUUAAUUACGUAUUCUAGAAAUGACUUGUUGCUGUGCUCCAGUGGUAUUAGUUGGCAUACACAAGUGUUGCUGCUCUCUGUUGUUUGUAAUCAGCAAGUUCCAAGGAAAUCUGUGUUUAAGAAUUUAUGGGUAUAGAAUUAACCUUGUUUCAAAUUCUUAUUAGUUGAAACUAGAAUUUUUGAAUUUGUAGUUAUUUCAUUUAGGUAUUUGGAUACUCUCUCUAUAAAAUCCUCAUCUAAGAAAGUUGGACUUUGAACUGAUAUUUUCAAUUUUCAGAUCUUUUAUAGCGCCUGAUUUCACUUCACUUUUAUAGCGUCUGAUUUUACUUCAGGGAAGUUGUUUCAAGCUUGUAGAUAUCAGUGAAAUAUGUCGUUUAUUGAAUUGUACAUAUACUCAAGAAAGUGAAUAUAUUCAUAAAUUUAUACAGCUGUUGAUUUGAGUCAAAUCUUCUGGAAAGUUGUUUUUGGAUUUUUAAGUACAAAUCAUAUAAAGUUGUGAAAAUUUAUAUCAAAUAUUUUUGUAAUUUUUAUCCAAAAUAGUACAAGACAUUGACGAGAAUUAAAACAGCAUUUACUUAAAGCUCA
This is a messenger RNA of Acanthaster planci (crown-of-thorns starfish), 1462 nucleotides long. Its product is annotated as glutathione S-transferase 3, mitochondrial-like. Gene Ontology annotation, molecular function: glutathione peroxidase activity; glutathione transferase activity. The record is from RefSeq and is a predicted model, not a curated record. Gene Ontology annotation, cellular component: endoplasmic reticulum; nuclear envelope; membrane. NCBI's taxonomy places the organism in Eukaryota, Metazoa, Echinodermata, Asteroidea, Valvatida, Acanthasteridae.